AUGACUUCGAUUGCAAUUUGUAGAGAUAUGAGAGACUUUCACAAACAAGUACAUGAAGUGGAAGCUCUCAAGGAACACCUUGGAAAGGAGCUCCAAGGAAUGAAAAAAGAACUUCUUGAAAAAGCAAAGGAAUUACAAGAUCAAAGUGCCUGUUAUAUUUCACGUGCUGGUUACUUCCAGCGCAUGACCACAUCAAACUAUCGCGGAUUUAUGGAGCUUCCUUUCAUGAAACCAGAAGGAAUUACAGUAUAUGAUAAAAUUUUCGAAAUUGCACAAAUUCCAGAUUAUCGCACACAGCUUCCUAAAUUCAUGAAAGCAUUUUACAAAUGCCUUAAUGACAUGCCACCACUUUUGGCAAAGUUGGACACUCAAAAGCAUUUUGGUGUUCAGCCAUUCCUCCCUGAUGGUGUGAAGUUAUCAGAUUUCAUGGCUAGCUCAACUUUACCUGCUGUUUUUGGACAUCUCUUCACGAAGGAAUUGAAAAUUGCUUAUAUUAAAUUCCUCGUUGAAAUUGCGAAAAAUCUUCCUCCCGAUGUUUACGACAACUUCAGAGAGCACUGGCUCUUUGAUUGCAUUAAAGCUUUUAUUCAUUCUUCUGACAUUCGCUUGUUCUUACAGAAAUCACUUCAAACUAUCAUCAUCGAUGCAGUUCGUGAUGAAAUGCUUGUUCAAUACAUCAAAACACGCAGAAAUCAAGAGCUUUUUGAGAAAAUUUCUGUAAUUAUUCGUCAAAUUCUCAAAAACAUGGAAGAAAACUUCUCAAUAUUCCCAGAAGAUGUCAGAUAUUUCCUUUAUCUCUUCAGUGAUCUUGCUUCCGAUGAAGAAACUAAGAUCAAACGUCUUGAAAUCAUCUUAUUAGAUUCCAUCAUCAUUCCAGCCAUUUCAUUACCAAAAGUAUACGGAGUACUUCCACCUACGUUCUAUUUCGACAAGUCUCCGCUUGGUCCUGCACGUGUUAUUCAAAUGAUCGCUCAGGCAUUCAGAUUAAUCCUUCAUCCUGGUUCAGCUGAUCGUUAUGGCCUGACAAACGUUGAAUGCCUUGUCUCAAUUCCUUUCAGAGAAUUUCUCAUCAAAUUACCUUCAUCAAAACCGAACCUUCCAGGCCUCAAACUGCAAGAUUUCAUCAACAACCUUGGAAUAUUCUACGUGUUGGCUCUUUUCUCGGUUCCUGAUGUUGUUUCUCUUGCAUAUCUUGUCAGAAAUGUCAAUUUGACAACAGCUCGUGCUCAUAUUGAUCUUUUAAAGAUAGCAAGUGAUUUCCCAAUUGGCUCAUCCACUCCUUAUGUCUUCUUCCGCUUCGAACAUUGGAAUCUUCCAGAUUUUCUUGUCGAAUCACCACAAUUCCCUGAAAAUAAGGUAUCAAAUGACGGAUCACAGGAAUCAGCAUGCUCCAACUCCCUCUACCAGCUACUUUCCUACCUGGAAUACAGAGAAAACUGCCCUCCAACAAUAAAUGCAUGGCUGAACUUCCAAAUGAACGAUUGUUUGUUGCAGAGGGACUUCAAGAAGUACAUCUACCUCCAGCAUUACUUGAAUUUGGCCGCUGGAGAAACGGAAGAUUCUCAAAUUACUCCAGGCCUCGAAGAAAUCAUCAGAAACUACUUGAACUAUACCCAGUGCAGCAUGACAUUGAUCAAACUUGGCGAAAGACAGAUCGCUGAUACUAAGAAGGAACUCGAAAAUUUCAAAUCGAAGACAGACUUAUGGUUACCGAUCUACCAUGAUAUUAUCCUUCAGCAGUUCCUUGAACAGGACCAGAGUGUGCUUAAAGACCUCACAGACAAGGUACAUUACGACGUAAUUUGCGAAAAAGGAACUUUUGACAGUUUUCUCCUCGAAUCGCUUACUAAACUUAAAAAGUUCCUUGGAGACAACAAUCUUUCCAGCGAAUACAAGAGCGUUGCGAAACUUCUCCACUCAUAUAUUAUGUCAUACAUUCCAUUGAAGCUUUUCAUGAAGCAGAGCACCCGGUUUGUCGACAGGGAUAAGACAAUUAACGAAAACAGAAGGAAAGCUCUCAAUGAAAUGUCAAAAGCUCCUCCGAAAGUCAGCAAACUUUUCGAUUUCCCACCUCUCUUCACUUUUGCCAUCCAAGAAAUCGAAAACGCGAUCAAAGCUGAGAACCCUGAUGCCGCCAUCGAGUGCCUCUCCAGGUCAUUGGAACUCCUGAGGAGAAUAUAUAUUCUUGAAAUUGGAGGACUUCCUCAACCAGACGACUUGAAUCCACUGUUCGGAUUUGCUGUUUUCUCAACAGGAAAUAACACGAUUUAUUCGUUCCUCAAAUACGUCUCGCACUUCAUGUUCAUGCACUUGGAGGAAUCAAUGGUGUUCUUACCAAAGGAGCAGGAACAGGCAAUAAGACAAGUAAUGGUGCUGAUUGAUAAGCUCAGUUUCGUUUUCCCAUUCUUGUAA
Molecule: messenger RNA, 2412 nt
Organism: Trichomonas vaginalis G3
Lineage: Eukaryota; Parabasalia; Trichomonadida; Trichomonadidae
Product: VPS9 domain family
Exons: 1
Coding region: 1-2412 (803 amino acids)
Source: RefSeq, a predicted model, not a curated record